AUGCCACUGAACCCGAUUCUGGAAGUUGAGAUCUUUGAUGUAUGGGGAAUAGACUUCAUGGGACCUUUCAAGCCUUCCUCAAACGGGCACAACUACAUUCUAGUCGCUGUAGACUAUGUGUCCAAAUGGAUUGAAGCCAUCCCCUCCCCAGCCUGCGAUGCUAAGGUUGUUAUCAAACUGUUUAGAACCAUCAUCUUUCCAAGAUAUGGCAUCCCAAGGGUUGUUAUUUCGGAUGGAGGUUCCCAUUUCAUCAAUAAAGUGUUUGAGAAGUUGAUGAAGAGUUAUGGAGUCAAGCACAAGGUCGCUACACCUUACCAUCCUCAAACCAGUGGGCAAGUUAAGGUCUCCAAUAGACAGAUAAAUGCCAUUCUGGAGAAGACAGCUAAGUUUGGGGGUGCCAACUCGAGCUCGAUCGAGUUGGGUGUAAAAACCAGAAAAGUGGUCUUUUGGAGCAUUCUGGAGCAUAUGGGACAAGGAGCAUGGAGGGACUUGGCACAUGGACGCAGCUCAACUGGAUACGCAAAGGAAGAAGGGAGAAGCCAUCUUGAAGACCAGCUCGACCGUCUACUCGACCAACCGGUCGAGUUCCUCAACUCGACCGGCCAAGCUUCAACUCGAUCGAGCUGA
Microthlaspi erraticum is the source of this 627-nucleotide messenger RNA. NCBI's taxonomy places the organism in Eukaryota, Viridiplantae, Streptophyta, Magnoliopsida, Brassicales, Brassicaceae. The record is from the annotation of a GenBank genome assembly.